Tachysurus vachellii is the source of this 1907-nucleotide messenger RNA. It is a transcript of the gene frzb, whose product is annotated as frizzled related protein. Bases 278 to 1150 code for a protein of 290 amino acids. Gene Ontology annotation, biological process: canonical Wnt signaling pathway; non-canonical Wnt signaling pathway. Gene Ontology annotation, cellular component: cytoplasm. The transcript has 5 exons. The record is from RefSeq and is a predicted model, not a curated record. NCBI's taxonomy places the organism in Eukaryota, Metazoa, Chordata, Actinopteri, Siluriformes, Bagridae. Gene Ontology annotation, molecular function: Wnt-protein binding.
UGCCCGGGACGUUGGAGCGCAGCGCACAAUUCGCUCCGUGCGCGGAACCGCAAAGGCGACUUACGUCCAGCGUUCUUUGUGGAGUGAAAAUCACUUUCUUUUCUUUUCUUUUCUUUUGUUUUUUUUUUUUCUAUUUUACAAGUUUGUAUUACAGGAAAACGAUGAGAUUUGUGCACGUACUCGCGUGACCCAGACGCGAGUUUUUACACUUCAGCAUCGGAGAUCAGGAGCGCUGUUGCUUGAGCUCAAGACUCUUCGAGAUUAGAUCAUCGAGACGAUGUGGCGUGUGUUUAUCCCUGAGCUGGUGUGUGUGGUGGCCGCGGUGACGUGCCUGGUGCUGUUGUGGUGUCCGAGUGGAGCGGCUCUGGCCGGGUCGUGCGAGAUGGUGCGCAUCCCGCUGUGCAGCCCCAUGCCGUGGAACAUGACCAAGAUGCCCAACCACCUGCACCACAGCACGCAGGCCAACGCGGUGCUCGCCAUCGAGCAGUACGAGGCGCUGCUGGACACCGGCUGCAGCCCGGACCUGCUCUUCUUCCUCUGCGCCAUGUACGCGCCCAUCUGCACCAUCAGCUUUCAGCGCGACCCCAUCAAGCCGUGCAAGUCGGUCUGCGAACGCGCAAAGUCGGGCUGUGAGCCCGUGCUCAAGAGGUACAACCACACGUGGCCCGAGAGCCUGGCGUGUGACGAGCUGCCGGUGUACGACCGCGCGGUGUGCAUCUCACCUGAAGCCAUCGUUAAAGCCGAGCCGUCAGAUCGAUGCAGGUGCAGGUCUGUGAAACUCGGCCAAAAGACCUAUACAAAGAACAAUUACAAUUAUGUAAUACGUGCACGGGUGAAGGAGAUAAAAACACGCAGUCACGACCUCAGAGCCUUUGUGGAAGUGAAGGAGGUGCUGAAGUCUUCUCUGGUUCACAUUCCCCGUGACACAGUGACGCUGCACUACAAUUCGGGGUGUCUCUGUCCCCCACUUAUACCCAAUGAAGAGUACAUCAUCAUGGGCUAUGAAAAUGAGGAACGAUCACGAUUGCUUCUCAUUGAGGGCUCCAUCGCACAGAAGUGGAAAGACCGAGUGGGACGCAAAGUGAAGCGCUGGGAUCAGGACAUCACCAAAGGCAGGAAACAGGAACAAGAGAGACGCGUUCGUCCCUGACCUCGCUCUGACACGGACCAAACCCGACCACGCAGAAGUAUCUGAGAAAACUGAAAAAUAUUGCACUAAUAUACGUUCUUCUAAGGAGUUGUAGCAGAGAUAUUUUUAGUUGUUGCUUUGUAAGAUAAUUUUUUUAACAAUAUCUCUUUUUUUUAUUUGCCUUUGCACGAACAAAAUGUUCAUUUCAACAUUGCUGCAUAUGUGUGUGUGCGUGUGGACUUUUAUUUUGGGGGACAGGGGCUGGGUGACUUGAUUCAUGAUUGUAUUGGAAGGGAAGAUGAUGAGGAUUCAAUGUUGUGUGACUGAGCUUAGACAAGACAAGAGCAGAUGACUGUUUUCUAGAGGCAGAAAAAACGAGAAUCGGGGUUUGGACACGACGCAGCCGUACCGAAGUCUCCCUGUCGCUGGAGUAAAACACGGGACACAAACACGAGGACAAAUCUGAAAUGAAUUCUAUCAGUAACAAAGACAAUAUGUUAAGCAUUAAUGAAUUUCAUUCAUUUAAAAGCAAUAUUUCUUUUGCAUAUCGCCGUAGUUCUGGUUUUCUCACUCUUAGGCACACAUUUGAUAUUCUUGGUCAUGAACGAAUGCAUAUUAAUACAAGAAUGCCACGGUUCAUUAAAGACAGACCGUCUUUUAUAUCGUUUUUAUAUCGGACGGAUUGAUAGAAAAUGAUUUAACCGUGCUCGAACCAUCACUCAUCCUGCCUGUUAUCACAUUUAAAUCCACUAUUAAACAUAUCUGACUGGAGAACUGA